AUGCAGGUGAAUGGCAUCCAGACACACUUGCCCACCUCCCUGAACAAUGGCACGCUGCAACUCUCACAGAGUGGCACCUUCGUCAUACUUACCACAGACUUCCAGCUUAGAGUGAUGUAUGACUGGAACCAUCACCUGCGGGUCACAAUCAGUAGUGCUUAUUAUGAGGGUGUGUGUGGCUUAUGUGGGAAUUACAAUGACGAUCCUAGAGAUGACUUCCAGACACCAGUCGGAACCAUUGUGCCCACUACCAUUGCUCUGGGUGAAAGCUGGGCUGUGAAGAAUGAAGAUGGUGCUUGCUGGCAUGACUGCCAUGGGGAAUGCCAGCCUUGCUCACCCAAACUGGCCAAAAAGUAUGAAAGAGAGUCCUAUUGUGGUCUGAUAACCAAGCUUUCAAAUGGGCCCUUCAACCCUUGCCAUGCCAAGGUGGACCCCACAACCUACUUCAAGAACUGUGUAUUUGAUGUUUGCAUCAAUGAAGGCCAAAAACAGUCCUUGUGUGGUGCCCUAAAGGCCUAUGCAGAUGUCUGCCAGAGUGAGGGAGCCCAAAUUGGCGAGUGGAGGAAGUCUGCUGGAUGCCCUCUGGAGUGUCCUCCAAACAGCCAGUACGAACUCUGUGGAACAGCCUGCCCAGCCACCUGUGUGAAUGACAACACUCAAAUCUUCUGUUCAGCGGUGUGUGUGGAAGGCUGCCAGUGCAAUGAUGGGUUUGUGCUGAGCCAGGGGAAAUGCAUUCCCAAGGACAGCUGUGGUUGUGUGUAUGAUGGGCGCCGCUAUGUUGUCAAUGAGAGCUUCUGGGCUGAUGAUGCAUGUCAGAAGCGGUGCAUUUGCAACUCGGCCAUGGGGGGAGUGAAGUGCAGAGCCAGUGCUUGCAAACCCUCAGAACGAUGUCAAGUAGUGAAUGGCAUACGGAGCUGCUACCCUAUCAGCUACGGUACCUGCACUAUAACCGGAUCUUCCCACUAUCUGACUUUUGACAAGUACCGAUUUGAUUUCCAUGGUGUGUGUGUCUAUGUGCUUGCUGAAGUGUGCCGCAAACCUCCAGAACUGGAGGAAUUUGGCAUCUAUGUUCAAAAUGAAAACUGGAGGAACUAUGCUGAGCCUUUCACCUGGAACAUGCAGGUCAAUGCCUACGAUUUCAAGAUUACAGUCAGCAGGCAAUAUCCUGGCAGAAUCUUGGUCAAUGGUUUGUUAACCUACCUUCCGUACAGCGCAGCUGGAGGAAGAAUCAGUGCUUACAGGAGGGCCCAAGCUGCUGUGAUCCAGAUGGACUUUGGCCUCACCGUCACUUUUGAUUGGAGGAGCCAGGUUACUGUCACUGUGCCCAGCUCAUAUGCAGGCACUUUGUGUGGUGUCUGUGGCAACUUCAAUGGGAACCCUGCAGAUGAUGCUCCGCUGUCUCUUGCCAACUUAGUUCCCAGCAAGCCAGUAUUUGGCACAUACACAGAGUCAUUAUACAAUGAGAUAAUUGAUCCCAGAUGUCCCGGGCUGCAAGCCAUAACAGAGGAUCAGCGUGCCUCAGGUUGGGAAUGUGGGCUCAUUGUUGCCAAGGAUGGACCCUUCCGUGAAUGCCAUGACCAUGUCAACCAAGAGGCUGCCUUCCAGGAUUGUGCCUAUGACUAUUGUUACUUCAAGGGGCGGCAUGCCUACAUGUGUGCGAGGAUUGCCAGCUAUGCUACAGCCUGCCAGGCUGCUGGAGUUACCGUAUAUGCCUGGAGAUCUUCAACCUUCUGCCCUCCAUCUUGUCCUCCGAAAAGUCAUUAUGAACUUUGCUCCAAGGACUGUGGCCAGACCUGCAGCAGUCUCUAUGAUCCAAUCCCUUGCCACAACAAGUGUGAGGAAGACUGCAUAUGCAAUGAGAGCUUUAUCCUGAGCAGCAGUAAUUGUGUCCCAGUGGAUCAUGCUUGCCAUGGCAUAGUGAACCCCACAGUACAUCUGAACAACUGCAUAUUUGACCUGUGUAUGAGCAAUGAGGAUAAUCAGACCUUGUGCCAGAACAUCCAGAGCUACGUGAUAGCCUGCCAAGAAGUGAAUGUCCCUAUCCAAACCUGGAGGAGCCUAGACUUCUGCUGGCUGUCAGUCAUCCUGCUUAAAGAAAACCUCAGCAUUGUGGCAUCUGUGCCAGGCAGUUACAUGGGAUACCUCUGUGGGCUGUGUGGGAAUGCCAAUGGAGACCCCAGCGAUGAUAUGGCUGGGAAAUUUGGGGAAAUUCAAGUGACACUGAACCCUGAUGGGGGAGUGGUGGUGACUGUCACCUCAGUUCUGGCAGAGAAGAUAUGUGGGGCUUGUGGGAACUUCAACAAUAAUCAGACUGAUGAUCUGAAGGGCCCUGACGGAGUGGAAUUAAACAACUUGCCUGAGCUGCUGGUAUUUUGGACAGCCAGAGAUUUUACCCACCAGUAA
Hemicordylus capensis (graceful crag lizard) is the source of this 2403-nucleotide messenger RNA. RefSeq names its product IgGFc-binding protein-like. NCBI's taxonomy places the organism in Eukaryota, Metazoa, Chordata, Lepidosauria, Squamata, Cordylidae. The coding region runs from base 1 to 2403 and encodes 800 amino acids. The record is from RefSeq and is a predicted model, not a curated record. The transcript is spliced from 7 exons.